Homarus americanus (American lobster) is the source of this 2702-nucleotide messenger RNA. RefSeq names its product zinc finger and BTB domain-containing protein 17-like. The coding region runs from base 75 to 2597 and encodes 840 amino acids. The transcript is spliced from 3 exons. The record is from RefSeq and is a predicted model, not a curated record. Lineage: Eukaryota; Metazoa; Arthropoda; Malacostraca; Decapoda; Nephropidae.
CUCUACGCUAAGUUCACGGCCAUUUUAGUUCGCCUCUGUUGGUGUCAUUGGUGAGGAGUCCUACAGGACUUAAAAUGGCUCCAAGAAACAAAAAAAAGGAUUCCUCACCCAAAAAACAAACCAACAUCAAAAGUUUCUUCUCUCCUACAAAAUCUGCAGACAACACCAAGAAGAGAGCCAGGGAAGAGGAACCCAGUGAUCAGACUCAGGAGAGAAAUGAAGUCGAGUCACCCAAGAAGAGGGCAAGAGAGGUGACCAAACGUACAAAACAACCAGAAGCUGCAAACAAUAACAAUACUUCAAAGGAUUCUGCAGCAAAUAAUAACAACAACAACAAUAAUAACAACAACAACCGCGUGAAGAAAGACGUGAAGAAAGAAACUCCCGAGAAGAAGUCCACUCCCAAGAAAUCCAAGAAGUCGUCCGCCACAACAGAGAAGGUCGGCAAGUCAGAAGCGGCAUCACCAGAGAAAGCAAAGGUUGUUGGGAAGAGUAAAGUUAUUGUUGUUCCAGAUGAAGAUGCAGAGGUCAUUGUCCCUGAUGAACAUGGGGAGCUGAUUGUGCCAGAAAAACUUGAAGAAACUAUCUUGGUGGCACCAGUGAAGGAAGGUGCGUCACCCAUCAAAGACCCUGAAGCUAUUUUGCCACACAACAUUGGGGCUGCUGAGCUCGGGGAUAAUGUAGACUUUAUUGGUCCAGAUAAGGUUUCUGAACAGGCUGAAGAUGAUGUUGAUCUCUUACCACCAACCCCAUCCUCAUCUCAGUCUCGGCCUAAAUCUCAAGAGGCCAAAAUCUUACUGUCGUCAAGCCCAGUGCAGAAGGAAAAGAAGAUAAACUUUAAAUGUAAAGUUUGUCAGCAGUGGUUCCCAAACCGUUACUUCCUGCAGAAGCACAUGCUGAUGGAACAUGAAAACCAACUCUAUGAGUGUCGUGUGUGUUCCUUUAAUUCCGUCAACCCGGAGAAGCUGAAGAGCCACAUCAUCAAACAGCAUGUUAUCAAAAAGGAACGAAAUGAGCCGGUGUCGCUCGAUGAAAUUAAGGUGGAUUUAGACGAGCUGAUGACAAAACAGACGCCACGAAAAGUCAUGAUGGAGGAUGGGGUAGCCCUUGGACGUGAUGCCAGCAAUAAGAUGCGCUUCAUAUGUGCAAUGUGUGACCGUAUAUACACCAGCAAAUAUUCACUUGAGAGGCACGUCCGGUGCCAUACAGGGGAGAAGCCCUAUACUUGUGAUGUGUGCAACUUUGCCACCAGCUAUAGGGAGCACAUGCAACGUCACAUGACCAGUGUUCACCUUAUUGUGCAUUCUGAUGAACCUAAACAAAAAUAUGUCCCCAAGAACCGAAGGAAAACCGAGGAGAAAAAUGUGUCAACGGAAGAUGAGGAAGAGCAAGUUCCAGAAAGUGAACCCGAACCCGAACCUGAAGCUGAAGCUGAAGCUGAAGCUGAAGGUGAAGGUGAAGCUGAAGGAGAAGCUGAAGCUGAAGGAGAAGGUGAAAAUAGCCAAGUAAAUAAUAGUGAUGUGACUCCAGAUAGUAGCUUUAACUCUUCAGACACAACUGAUACUAAUGCAUCUGGUGGAAAGAAGAGGCGUAACAUUUUACGGAAACGCUUUGAAUGUGCAGCUUGUGGAAUGAAGGCUACUCACAAGACUGACCUUGUAAAUCACAUCAAGGAGAAGCAUCCAAAUGCUCACAUUGAGUCAUUGGAUAAUGGUGAUGGGUCCAAGGUCCAUCUUAUUGUGACAGUCUCAAAGAAGUCUAACCAGUCCCGUCGAAUGGUUAUAACCUGCCCUGAUUGCUCCAAAGUCUUUCAUGACACAUGGAAAUACAAAGUACAUAUGAGAUCACAUACAGGUGUGAAACCUUUUGGUUGCAGUGUGUGUUCAUUUUAUGCCACCAGUAAGAUGACCAUCCGUGACCACAUUCACCGUAAACACAAAAACUGCGACAAUCCCAAAAUUUUGUUGCGCACUGUAUGCAUAGACGGAACCGUAGAUCACGUUGAGCUCAGUAUGCCACAACGGGAGUUUAAAUGCGAGUUCUGCUCGGAGGUCUUUGAGGAUAAUUAUCACUUGAAGCAACACAAAAAGAGAAAUCAUCAAGAAGCAUUACCAUUCUCCUGUGUCGAGUGUGGUCAUAGAGAGUGGGCUCGGGCAAACAUCAUCAUCCACUGUAUGCAACAACACAAGGCAAGAGACCUAGAAGGACUCAUCUUGCGUAACAAUAAGCCUUUUAAUGUUGGGCCUCACAAGCUUCCAAAGUGUCAACAGUGUGACAAGGUAUUUCCAUACCAGUCACAGCUGUACAUACACCAGAAGCAGCACACCGGUGAACGUAGUUACUUCUGUGACAUUUGCAGCUACCGCACUAAUCUCAAGUCGGCACUGGAGAAGCACAUCAUGAAGCAUCUUAAUGGUGAACCACCCAGGAAAUCGGGAGGUAAAAAAUCGAAAAAUAAGAAUGUCGAGGGUGAGCAACCAAUCAACUUUGUAGAUGUUGACAAGGUGACAGAAGAAGAUACUGGUGCCCCCUGUACCAGAGAAAAGGUAAAGAGAGAGAGUGGUAAGCGAUCUUCCAAGAACAAAGCGUCUGCCUAGUAAGUGCCUUCCAACAUAUACUAUAUGUGCCUUUAGAGGGACCAUACCCAACAGUUGUAUUAGGACUGUGUGUCUUCCUUGAAGAUUUCCAAUCUUUUUUUUUUU